This is a messenger RNA of Aspergillus saccharolyticus JOP 1030-1, 1587 nucleotides long. RefSeq names its product putative MFS transporter. Gene Ontology annotation, biological process: transmembrane transport. The record is from RefSeq and is a predicted model, not a curated record. Gene Ontology annotation, molecular function: transmembrane transporter activity. The coding region runs from base 1 to 1587 and encodes 528 amino acids. Lineage: Eukaryota; Fungi; Ascomycota; Eurotiomycetes; Eurotiales; Aspergillaceae. The transcript has 8 exons.
AUGGGCGGGGAAAAGGACGGCCCUCAGGUCGUAUCCGAGGAGCCGGAGUCUAUCUCAUCGCUCCCGUCAAAAGAGGUCUCUCAGACCAAGGAUGGAGAUGAAAGGCAGCCGCCACCGCUGGUCGCCAAGUUGAUUGCUGUCGUCGUUAUCUCUUGCAUCAGCUUCGGCUCCCAUUGGAGCAGCGGUGUCACUGGCGCCAUGAAAAGCACAAUCAAGAAGCAAAUGCAUGUGACAAACACCCAAUUCUCCCUUCUUGAAGCGAGUGAAAACUUCAUGGCCACCCUCUUGCUUCUCGCCGGUGGCAUUGUCACCGAUCGAGUCGGUGGUGCUCGGAUGAUUGUUUAUGGAAACGCUGUCUAUACCAUUGGCUCCAUCUUGGUGGCUGCUGCUACCACAGUGCGAUCAUUUCGAUUCAUGGUCGGCGGAAGAAUCAUUCUCGCCCUCGGCGACAUCGCAACCCAGACAGCGCAGUACAAGAUGUUUUCCUCAUGGUUUCCGCCUAGCAACGGAUUCGCGUCCACUCUUGGAUUUGAGCUCGCCAUUGGAAAGAUUGGAGGAUUCGUCGGCAAAUCCACUGCGAAUGUGAUCGCCAAAAAUACUGGCAACUUUGCUUGGGUCUUCUGGACCUCUGUGUUCAUGAAUUUGUUCACAAACGCAGCAACUGUCUUCUUCUGGAUCUUCAACCGCUAUUGCGAGAAGCAUUACCGGGGUCGCGAAGACAAGGCCACCCAGGAGACAUUGACAGAGAAGAACAAGAAGUUUGAGAUCCGGAAGAUUUUCCAACUGCCUUGGAUGUUCUGGGCAAUCAUGGCUUUCUCAAUGUUCCAAACCAGCACCGCCAGUGUCUUCAGCUCAAACGCGACAGAACUGGCCGAAAAGAGAUUCAAUGUCGACGCAAUCACAGCGGGCUGGUACAGCGCUUUGGCACAGUAUGCUGGCUUCUUCCUUGUUCCUUGUCUCGGCGUCUUCAUCGAUAUUUUGGGUCAUCGUGCUUCAGUUUUGUGCACAUGCGGUCUCGGCAUGUUUAUCAGCAUGAUUCUCGUCAACUUCGCUUCAGCCAAGCAGGGAACGGCCGCGUCAUUCGGAAUCUAUGCGGUAGCAGUUUCGUUGGGUCCCACCUCGAUCAUCGAUGGCAUCCGCACCACUCUAUGGCACCAGUCAGUAUUUGGGUCUGCCUAUUCUCUUAAAGUGACCAUGAACAACGCGUAUGUAUUCACAUCUUAUCGCACGAGACUCAUGACCAUUAUCAUUGGUAUCAUUACUGGUGCACUUCAAGACGCAGACAAUGACUCUUACCAUCGAGCAGUGCGGGUCUAUCUCUUCCUGGCUGUCUGCUGCGCCAUCGUUUCGAUCCUGCUGCUCAUCGGGGCAUAUGUGGGUAGAGACCUGGCGCCCCUGCAAUGGUCGCGCAAGAAGCGUCUUGCUCUGGGGGCGGAGUUUUUCACGAUGCUGCGCGAGCACCAUCUGGUGACGCAUUGUCAGCGGAGCAGACGCAUCUCGAUCGGGUGUUUCACCGGAUUGAUGCUGCUCACGUUAGGCAGUUGGGCAGCGUAUAUCUGGGGCGCGGCAACUGGCAACAAUCCAUGA